CUCGAUGUUUGGAGGCAGUGUGUCUGUGUCUGUGUCUGUGUUUUUACGUGGGCCUUUCAUUGACUGCCGGUUGUCAGUGAUUUUUCCAUCUGUAAUGAAACAAUAAACCAAGAGUUUCAAUGUGUGUGUGUGUGUGUGUAUAAAGUGUACUGACAGCAGAGCGGAGUCACGGACGUGGAGCUCCUUCUCUCCGACUCCUGGCCCUCCUAGCACUCUAGCGCCAUCCUUCCCCCAGCUGCAGCAGCAGCAGCAGCGCUGAGCUCUUUGGCUGAGGAAGGCGUCUGUCACCGUGAGGCGAAAGGUAAAAAAAAAAAAAUUUAGCAGAAAGAAAUGUCAGGAAUAUUUGUGCCGGUGGGCGGGGUCUCCGCUGAAGGAACAAUCGUGGUGACGGUGCCAGGGAGCCACCUCACCGCAGAUUAGGUUUCUCUGAGUGACAGCGUCUCCAUGGCAAAUAAUUUGACUCAGGCUAUUGUCUUAUCCUCGCCUUCCCCGGGUCAUAUAACCGACCAAUCAGAGCUCUGCUAAUCGCUGCUGCUGCCAGUUUACAAUAAUAUUAUUAAAACCAGUCAACGAGUCCGCUCCGCAGGAGUAGGUUAUGUUGGACGGGUGUAGGAAAGGUGGAGGAGGACGGUGGAAGGAGAAGCAGCUCUGUGAAGACGCCGUGUGGACACGGAGGCUGUGAAUGACUUUGUGGCUCCGGAAGUUGUCAAAGUUUUAGACUUUAGAGAAAGAGGAGGAAAAAAAAAAAACUAAAGCCGAAAAAGUUCUCUCUGUCACCGAUGGACUGGGAAUAAACCGGGAUUAAGGCACGAUCUCAUCUGUCGCCAUGUCCAUGCUGCCGACGUUCGGCUUCACGCAGGAACAGGUUGCGUGUGUGUGCGAGGUGCUGCAGCAGGGAGGAAACAUCGAGCGGCUCGGCCGAUUCCUCUGGUCGCUGCCGGCGUGCGAACACCUCCACAAGAACGAGAGCGUCCUCAAAGCCAAGGCCGUGGUCGCCUUCCACCGCGGGAACUUCCGCGAACUCUACAAGAUCCUGGAGAGCCACCAGUUCUCCCCGCACAACCACCCGAAGCUGCAGCAGCUGUGGCUGAAGGCGCACUACAUCGAGGCGGAGAAGCUGCGGGGCCGCCCGCUGGGCGCCGUGGGCAAGUACCGGGUCCGCAGGAAGUUCCCGUUGCCCCGGUCCAUCUGGGACGGAGAGGAGACCAGUUACUGCUUCAAGGAGAAGAGCAGGAGCAUCCUGAGGGAGUGGUACACCCACAACCCCUACCCUUCUCCCAGGGAGAAACGAGAGCUGGCCGAGGCCACGGGACUCACCACCACUCAGGUCAGCAACUGGUUCAAGAACCGGCGACAGCGGGACCGAGCGGCGGAGGCUAAGGAGAGAGAAAACAACGAGAACUCCAACAACAACAACAGCCACAACCCCCUGACGUCCUCCAUGAACGGAAAUAAGACUCUGUUGGGAAGUUCGGACGACGACAAAACGCCCUCGGGGACACCGGACCACACGUCCCCGAGCCCGGCUCUGCUCCUCGGCUCUAACAGCGGUUUACCGAGCCUGCACGGCCUGGCUCCGCCGCCGGGGCCCAGCGCCAUCCCGGUACCGAGCGGCGCAGACUCGGUGCACCAUCACCACUCUUUGCACCAUGACACCAUACUGAACCCUAUGUCUUCUAACCUGGUGGACCUCGGCUCUUAAAGAGAAGCAUCACGUGACUUGAAUAAACUCCAGUCAUUUUCUUUUCUUUACUUUCUUUUUUUUUUUUUUUUUUGGAUAAGCGAGCCCUCCUCCAGGUGAACGGACGAGUCUGAACCACGCACUCGGGAACACGCAGCCACUACAACAGUCAUGUCUCAGCAGUUUUCACCUCCGUUUCUACCAGAACACCCACUGUUACCACCGAACCGAACCGAACCGAGCUCAGUUCCCGGGAUUUUGUCAAGAGCAGCGCCCGUUAAAGUCUCACCUUUGUCCGUUUGUACUCACUCUGAUCCUCGGGGAUGAACAGACCUGAGGUGGAGACUGUAAGAAAAAAAAGAAGAAAAAAAAGGUGAGAAAAGGAAGAAAAACAACAACCUGAAACUCAAUACGUUUCAUAUUAAGACGUCUUAACUCUUGUCAUUAUAAUGAUGUUAUUUUAGAGGUUGACAAAUAUGAACGGAGACGGAGGGACAUUUGUUUUUUUCCACUUCCGUUUUUUUUCUCUCUCUCUCUAAGUCUGGGAUUUUCUGAGGAAGAGGACUGGACAGGAGGACAUGGCUAAUAUCAUACGUCACAGUUGUCAAAUAUUUUAACACAAACGCGAAGACAGAAAUCUGACGUUAAACCCACGACUUUGAACAUUUGAAUGGAGGAAUCUGAGUCAGUGUUGAAAUCAGAAAAAAGAGUCACAGUUGUAAAAGAAAAAAGAAAAAACACAUUCAACAACUUUAAGGUCUAAUAAUAAUUAUUAUUAUUAUAACAUUAAUAAAACAAUGAAAUUGUUGUUUUUUUUAGACUACAUGCAAUAUUUUUUCCCGAUCCAAAAUUUAACUCUAAAAUCCACAGUAUUUAUAUUUAGAUAAAAACCAACUUUGGUUUUUAACAUAAUUCUGCCAACACUGCGAGGUUUGUGGCACAAAUCCGACUGUAUAAAUUACACUGUCCUAUUUAUACAUAAAAGUGACGGCAAAAUAUUCUGAUUUAAAUCUCACAAAUAAAAAAUUACAUUUUUUUAUAAAUGUAUCAUUUUUUUCUAAGAUAAAGGCCAGGACUUUGGGAUUAACGUGACGAUAUUCUGAUCUUUCUUUCUUUUAAUUGUGACUGUUUUCAUGAAAUGUCUUUUAUUCUGAUUUCAAACUCCUGCUUUGGAUUUCCCCCUUUUUUCUCGAUGAGAAAAAAAUUCCAAACUUCAUGUUCUUGCUCCAAUCCUCUUCUCCAGCAGAGCCAUAAACGGUUAAAUAUAAAUAUUGUUUUUUUUUAUCUACACUUCAAGGUUUGUUUACAUCUCCAGUGUCUUAUUAGAGCCGUAAUGAGAUGGAACGUCUUAUCAUAUUAUUAUAAUGUAAAUAUGUUCAUGUUCAUUUGGAAGAGACUGCAUGUUAACUUGGCGACAAGUGAAAACCAACUCAGCUAUAGUUUCAUAUACUCUUUACAAUAAAUGAAAAAAAAA
Cynoglossus semilaevis (tongue sole) is the source of this 3155-nucleotide messenger RNA. It is a transcript of the gene six2a, whose product is annotated as SIX homeobox 2a. Gene Ontology annotation, cellular component: transcription regulator complex; nucleus. The transcript is spliced from 2 exons. The coding region runs from base 827 to 1702 and encodes 291 amino acids. The record is from RefSeq and is a predicted model, not a curated record. Gene Ontology annotation, biological process: regulation of transcription by RNA polymerase II; kidney development. NCBI's taxonomy places the organism in Eukaryota, Metazoa, Chordata, Actinopteri, Pleuronectiformes, Cynoglossidae. Gene Ontology annotation, molecular function: DNA-binding transcription factor activity, RNA polymerase II-specific; RNA polymerase II cis-regulatory region sequence-specific DNA binding.